This is a messenger RNA of Talaromyces rugulosus, 2364 nucleotides long. RefSeq lists its product as uncharacterized. Gene Ontology annotation, biological process: cellular response to pH. Bases 1 to 2364 code for a protein of 787 amino acids. The transcript is spliced from 2 exons. The record is from RefSeq and is a predicted model, not a curated record. Gene Ontology annotation, cellular component: plasma membrane. NCBI's taxonomy places the organism in Eukaryota, Fungi, Ascomycota, Eurotiomycetes, Eurotiales, Trichocomaceae.
AUGGACGUUGAACGGCGUCAGAUAUGGGCUCGACCAACGUCGACUACGACCAUAGAUCCGUCGUGCACUCCGUUUCUGCUGCCUAGUAAUGGCGUCCUUAGUAUUAAUGAUACUUUUACGGUGACGAUUUCUCGUGACGUUGUCUACCAGCCGGUUUGCACUGGCAACUCCGAUGACAACAACAAUCUGCCUUCGGCUAUUCUAAACACAAAAGACCCGUUUUCUGCCUCCGUUGGGCCGCAAUUAUAUGCCAUCGGUUGCAUGACCGUUGUCAGUUAUCUUCUAGUCAUCAUCCUUCUUAUUACGCCUCGAACUUUCUACAUUGGAGGCCCCGGCGGCGGCGGGAACUUUUUGGGCCGACAUGGCAUGAUCAGUGGCUCCUACAGCGGGAGCUCUUCCAUCGUCGGCGUCGGUGGGCGUCCCUGGCUGCAGAAAGUCGCGGCGCUCACAGUUGCUAUCUCAUUGACUAUUGCAACGGUCGACUCGUUUCGCGUGGCCGAGAGGCAGUACGCCAGCGGUUACACGGACGCGACAGCGCUGACCCAAGAGGUCAUCGACGGCACCGAGAUACGCAUCGUAAGGGUCAUAUCCAGCACUUUUCUGUGGCUCGCUCAGGUCCAGACGCUGAUACGACUGUUUCCUCGACAUAAAGAAAAAGUAAUGAUCAAAUGGGCCGGAUUCGCCCUGAUUGUGCUCGAUACCAUAUUUUCUAUUUUGGAUAAUUUUGUCUCUCACGGAUCCAACACGCACCCACGAUUGUUUGAUGAUGCAAUCCCGGCUCUUUCCUACCUCUUCGAGUUGGCCCUCAAUCUGCUAUAUGCUGCUUGGGUCAUCUUCUAUUCAUUAUCAAAACACCGAUUCGCUUUUUUCCACCCAAAGAUGCGGAAUAUAUGCCUUGUGGCAGCCCUAUCACUGAUAGUCGUCUGUAUUCCUGUGAUUUUCUUCAUCUUGGAUAUCGCGUCGCCUGAUGUUGCUGGGUGGGGAGAAUACAUUAGAUGGGUGGGCUCUGCAGCUGCUAGUGUUGUUGUGUGGGAAUGGGUCGAACGGAUCGAAGCCCUGGAGCGCGAUGAACGCAAAGAUGGGAUCCUCGGACGGGAAGUGUUUGACGGCGACGAGAUGUUGGAAGUCACACCAUCGACUGAGGUGGACUUGACGGGCGGUCGCGGAAAUGACGGUGGUCGAGGAACAGGAAGUGCGUGGGGAGGAGUCAUUGGGCUCAACCACCGGCCCUUGCGACGGAACCAUCUUGGCUUUCAACUCGGCGGUCGAUCUCGACAAGGCGCUUCCAAUGCGAAUGACAAUGACAUGUCAACGACAGCAGGCCAGCCUACGCGGCCUCCAGCAGCAGUGACUCCUAUCAGCCGAGCCGACACGACUAGUGCUGCCUCGACGGUUUACUAUGUUCGCUAUCACCCCGUCACCACCCCGACUCCGCCAAUCCCCAUGGUUCCAGAUGAGUAUGAAGGUGAUUCGGAAUCUCAACAUAAACAAGCCGAAGUUGGCUAUGAGAGCCGGUCUUCUGAUCGAACAAGCAGUGUUCCUGGCGAUCACACUAACACGGCCGGUCCUUGGACGAAUAUGAUUUUGGCAUCCCGAGGAUAUUCCUCUUGGUUUUCAGCCGCCAAUAUAUUCAAGAGAAGACGAACGUCUCCGCCGCAGGAAGUAGUGACAGCACAGGAACAAGAACAAGAACAAGAAGACGACCAAGACCCACACAGCGAGGGCGAAGAUGAAAUUCAGGACGAAAAGGAACCGACACCCCCCACUAUUCAGUCGCGAAUGCAACACGCCCUGUCUUCCUUGCCGCUCAACCCCUGGCAAUCGAGUUCUAACACUCGUACACAACGACCCUUGACUGUGACUGUCAUUCCACCCCGAGAUAGAUCUCAACAGAUGUGGUCACCACAGCGUACGCAUGAUAUGCACGAUGCGCACGAGCCAGCACAGCCACAGAGUAACUCGCACGACCAGACCAACUAUCCGACGAGAGUAACGUCUCCAAAAGUGACGUCGACUCAAGUGCGACGUGCUGCACCAUGGGACACGUCGGCACCAGGCAGCCGACAGACAGACAACAGUCCACUUGUAUACGACCCAGAAACCGCCGCUCUCGUCGGAGUCGGGCCAAGCUUUAGCACAUCCACGGCAUCCGAUCGUGGACAUCCUACGUCUGCCAGGGGUACGUCGUCCGGUGAUGACACGUUAGUUGUCCCUCACCAGGUGCAACGCAUCUCAUACGAAUCCAGCUCGCCCUCGGGGUCGCUUGAAUUGAGCCCGGCGGACUUUCGAGCAUCUGGCCGAUUCCAUCCUGAAGAAAGGGAUUUGGAGGCGGGAACCCCGCCGAUACAUCGUCGGGCUGGUUGA